AUGCCGAAGUAUGCAAAAUUCUUGAAGGAGAUAUUGAGCAACAAGAGGAAGCUGGAGGACUUGGGAUUGGUGACCCUGAAUGAGGAGUGCUCCGCCAUUCUUGGUGCUUUAGCUGACUUAGGAGCUAGUAUUAACUUGAUGCCCACUAGCUUGUUUGAUAGACUUGGUUUGAGUGAGCCUAAAUCCACUAGGAUGAGCAUUCAGCUAGCAUAUAGGACUAUUAAGAUUCCUAGGAGUAUAGUUGUGGAUGUACUUGUUAAGGUAGACAAGUUCAUAUUUCCUAUUGAUUUCAUUAUCAUGGAUAUGGAGGGUGAGAGUACUGUGCCACUGGUCUUAGGUAGACCUUUCCUUGCUAUAUCUAGGGCUGUUAUAGAUAUUUGUAAUGGGAAGCUCCAACUUAGGGUAGAUGAUGAAACUAUCACCUUUGACUUAGUGACUUCCAUGAGACAAUCUUUAGACUAUGAUGAUAUUGUAUAUUUUAUAGAUGUCUUGGAUGAUGUUGUUGAGUCUCAUAUGCAGGAGAUUUUGCUUGAUGAUGCUUUACAGGUUACAUUGCAGGGAGAUAAGAAGGAGUUGUCUAACGAGCAAAUGCUGGAGCAACUCACUUGUUUGCUGGCUAGUGAGCCCAGCCGUUCUACUGACCCAUUUAUUUCUCUUGACAGCUUAGAUGUGCAGAAGGUGAAACCUUCUAUUGAGGAAUCCCAGUCCUAG
Messenger RNA from Ricinus communis (castor bean), 711 nucleotides. RefSeq lists its product as uncharacterized. The record is from RefSeq and is a predicted model, not a curated record. NCBI's taxonomy places the organism in Eukaryota, Viridiplantae, Streptophyta, Magnoliopsida, Malpighiales, Euphorbiaceae. The coding region runs from base 1 to 711 and encodes 236 amino acids. The transcript has 2 exons.